Molecule: messenger RNA, 2950 nt
Organism: Pangasianodon hypophthalmus (striped catfish)
Lineage: Eukaryota; Metazoa; Chordata; Actinopteri; Siluriformes; Pangasiidae
Gene: tmem100a
Product: transmembrane protein 100a
Exons: 2
Coding region: 234-641 (135 amino acids)
Biological process (GO): cellular response to BMP stimulus
Source: RefSeq, a predicted model, not a curated record
CUCUCUCUCUCUGUGCAGGAGGGUCACUCAGCGCGCGCAGUCGAGGCGACUCUGACUUUGUCCGGAUUAUUACAAUCAUCUUCUUCUUUCUCAGCAGCAUUAAUCACUUCUCUGAUUAAAAUAAUAAUAAUAAUAAUAAAAAUAAUAAGUCCACAUUUAUUCCAACUUGACGAGUCGGGAUGGACAAUGAGCGCAAGGUGUAGCCUAUUGAAGGCGAAACUGUGGAAACUGCGAUGCCCGAAGAUACUCUGAAAGACACCAUGACGGUCCCCGAGUGUCCUUCUCUCACCGUUAAAGCCAACAACAACAACAAAUACGAUCCACCACCUUCAGUAUCCAUCCCUCUGGUGAACGACGGUCCUCUGACGGCAGCGACGGGCGGCACGGAGCUCUCGUGCUUCCGCUGUACUCUUCCCUUUGGCGUGGUGGUGCUGAUUGCAGGCAUCGUGGUCACAGCCGUCGCCUAUAGUCUUAACUCUCAUGGCUCCACCAUCUCCCACUUCGGCCUGGCACUGCUGUCGGCAGGCGUCGCUCUGCUCGGCCUCAGCGCCGCCUGCUGGAAGCUCCGCAGUGAGAAAAAGAAAGAGGAGCGGAGACGGGAGAGCCAGGCUGCACUAGUCACCAACCACAGGAUCGUCUAAAGACUGGUGGAUGUUUAGAACCUCUUGGAAUUUUCAGAAAUGUGACUGCUGGUCUAGAAAAACUCUGGAAAAGACAGAAGCAGAAACAUCUUCACAUCUUCAGCCUCUUUGGAUUUCUUGCUUAACUUACAACAUCUUCCCAAAGCAACUCACUAAAACCACAAAGGAUUGGAUAUUGGAGUUUCACUAGUGGUCUUUGCCUCAUGUCUUCAGACUAUUCCGAGUGACAGGAAUGUGUGCCUGGUACUCUGGAUAAGUCUGACCUCAAUAAAGGAAUUAUUCGGGUCAGAUUUAUCCAGAGUACCAGGAACAUCAUCCCCUGAUGUCUACAGACUCAGAGAGUCAGGAAAAGGUUCAAAAACCACAGGAGCAUCUUUACCUGGCUGAUGUCUUAGGAUUCAGACAAGCACUCUAUAAAUUCAGUCUUCUUGCUUAAUAUCCAACGUGUUUCCAAUUGCAACUGCACCCUAAGGAAACUCAUAAAACCAGAGGACUCCUUGGACCUUUUGGAUUUCAAACCUUCUGACUUUUCACUAGUGGUCUUUACGUCGUGUCUUCUAUUCCAAGUGUCAGGAAUGGGUUCCCUUAAAAGGGUCAGACUUAUCCAGAGUACCAGAAGCACCUUCCCCUGAUGAUUUUAGAUUUCUCAAAGUGUCUGGAAUAUCUUCUUCCAAUGAUUACAAACCCAAGGCAUCAGGAAAAAGACUCUUGAAAACCACAGGAGCAUCUUCUCACUGAUGUCUUAGGAUUCAAACUCUCCAGAAUCUCCAGACUUACAGCUUCUUACCAGGUGCAACUUCUUCACAAAACCCACAGAACAGUUGGAACUCAGACUCCUCAGUCUUUUUGGAUUUGGAUUUCUCACUUGUCUUCAGACUAGUCAGAGUAUUAGGAAUUGGUUCCCUUAAUGUGGUCAGACUCUCCGGAGUAACAGGAGCAUGUUCCUAUGAUGACUUCAGGCCAGAGAGUCAGGAAAAAGACUCAAAAAUCACAGGAGCAUGAAACAUGAGCCCAAAUUUUCAGAAUUUUUUUUCAUACAUCCUAUACCAUCCUUGCCUGGAUUUUUUAUGCCAAGGGGAAACUAUGAACCCUUGAGGGGAACCAAGCCUUAAAAGGGGGACACACAUCAUCCUCUGGACAAUACUGGAUAAUGGGAUUACACUAGGAACUCAGAGUCUUCAGCUUUGAACUUUUUGCAUUUGGACUUGUUGCUAAUGGACACUGUUUUUAAGGUGAUCAACUCUGAAUAAAGAUUGUGUUCUUUUUCAUUAAAGUAAUCAUGUGCACCAGUGGAGAUUGAUAGGUUCAGCGUAGAUCCUGUAGCCUGCUCAAUGAUCCAUAACAAGCCACAGGAAGAUUACUCAUGACGUUCAGAAAGAAACACCUCAUUUCACUUGGGCUCUGUGCAGCGGAACUGUGUUUUAUCCCUGUUUCCCUGAUGGGCAUGAAAUAUCCAGACAAGAACAAAACCAGCAGGGAAGGGAGGGAGGUGAAGAAGGCAUUUCUGGACAUGCACAGCUGUUUUCAGAUGAUCAGGACUUGAAGGAUGCUGACCUGAAGGUCCCUCAUCACAAACCUUUCUUAAAGUGACUGACUGCCAUCCUUUUUGCUUUGAAGUGGACCUGCAGGAUUUUCAGGAUUUUUAUUUCUUCCUUCCCCCCACUCUUCUUCCCUCUUCUCACCUUCUCUCUCUCUCUUUCUCUCUCUCUCUCUUUCUCUCUUGCUCUCUCGUAUUGCAGAUUGUUUGCAUCUGUUUAGCCAGGCAGCGAGCCAAACUGUGAGCGUCAGGAUGAAGACAAAUAGCUGCACUACAAUCCCAGAGAGAGGAAGAAACACAUUAAUUCACCUCUCCUUCCUCCUCUCUUUCUUUCUUUCUUUCUUUCUUUCUUCCUCUUGUUCUCUUUUUCGCUCCUUCAGAUUGGAUGCCUCUCGCACUUUUUUCAGUAAAAAUACAUGGUACUUAUAAACACUAUCGUAUGAUGGUAUGUAAACUUCAGUACGAGUGACUGAAGGACUUCAUUUGCUACAUUUAUCAUUAAGACUCUAUAACCAUGUGACUUGGGGCACAAAACUAGUGCCCUCCAGAGCCGUAGUGACUCAUAGGACAUGACAAUAACUUAUGAGGAUGAAUAUAACUAUAGAUAACUCAUGCUAUAUGAUAUCAGUAUUGUAUUUGUAACUGUCUUACUGCACUUUGCUGUAUGGAUAUAAACAGUGUUUGGUUGAUGUGGGGUUCCGCUGAACCUCCAAACAGUGUUUAUCUUCUGAACAAUUAAAAAAAAUUAAAUAAAAUUAAUCAGUUGACACGA